CUCGGCCAGCCCCACCUCUGCCGGCCCGCCCUCGGCUCCCCACCGCGCCGAGGAGCGAGCCCGGGAACCCCACAUUGGCGGGCACCGAGCGGGGGCCCCCCACCAGCUGCCGGACGCCUGGAUGCCGUAGCAGAGCAGGGUUCCAGGUCUGUGGAAGACAUAAUCUUGUGCCUGUCUGCACACCCACCCCAGUCUCUGGCCUUGCUAGUCUCAGGGUCUAAGACACUGACCUUCACUGCUCAGCUAAGGGCUCCAGGGACUCUGCUUUCUCUAGACCUGUCCAGCUAAGUAAACCCAGGGUGGUGCUACGCCUGAGGCGAGUGAGGCGUGGGCAGUUAAGGCACCAGAGCAAGAGCCCCCUGGGGCCUUGGGCAGAAGACUGAAACUGGAACCAUCAGGGAACAUGAGUGAAUUUUGGCACAAACUGGGCUGCUGCGUGGUGGAGAAACCCCAGCCGAAGAAGAAGAGGAGACGGAUUGACCGGACCAUGAUUGGGGAACCAAUGAAUUUUGUCCACCUGACUCACAUUGGCUCUGGGGAGAUGGGGGCCGGAGAUGGACUUGCCAUGACAGGUGCAGUUCAGGAGCAGAUGAGAUCCAAGGGAAACCGAGACAGGCCGUGGAGCAAUUCUAGGGGCUUGUAGCUCCAAUAGGAAUGGUUCUGCUGUGUGUCCAGCCUUCACUGUGUCCAGCCCAGAAGAGAUGCUGCCCCCACCAGAUGCCCUCCUAGAAUCAGUGACCCCAGGGCCCUUCUUUUCCCUGUCUGUCUAAUAGUGCCUCAGAAGACUUGGGGGCUGGACUCCCUCUACUCCCUCUGGCUGUAGCCCCUCCUGGAGAUGGGGUCAAGGCAGCAGGACUGACCAAGUGACUACUAGUUGGCCAGAGGAGCUUAGCUGAAGCCCUGGACACUCUCAGAUCUGAGAUAGGAGUUUUCUGGGAACCUGGAAUGCGUUCCCUUCUCCUGAAUGAUGGUCUAGGUGCCAUAUGUUUUUAAACUCAACCUGGAACUCCUUAAAUAUGGUAGGUGGGUGAGCGAGAUUACCAAAGCUGAAACUGGCUUUGCUGAGAAGCUCCCUACCUCCCUGCCCUUUUCUUUCCUCCUGGAAUGAGCUGAAGCAGAAGUCAAGCAGGGGCUGGGAGGUGACCACUGGCUAGCCUACUCUUUCUCUUUAGAUCUCAGACUUUAAGCUCAUAGUCCCUCAGUAUUUCUCUGCCAAUACCAAGGUCUUUCUCUAGGGAGGCCUCUAACCCUAUGUUUCUUUAGCAUUGCUCACCCCCUAAGGUCUUUACUUUUUUAAUUAAAAAAUUAAUUUAA
Messenger RNA from Phacochoerus africanus (Common warthog), 1314 nucleotides. RefSeq names its product CDC42 small effector 1 (gene CDC42SE1). The record is from RefSeq and is a predicted model, not a curated record. The coding region runs from base 404 to 643 and encodes 79 amino acids. Gene Ontology annotation, biological process: regulation of Rho protein signal transduction. Gene Ontology annotation, cellular component: plasma membrane. Lineage: Eukaryota; Metazoa; Chordata; Mammalia; Artiodactyla; Suidae. The transcript has 5 exons. Gene Ontology annotation, molecular function: small GTPase binding.